This is a messenger RNA of Prorocentrum cordatum, 1382 nucleotides long. Lineage: Eukaryota; Dinophyceae; Prorocentrales; Prorocentraceae. The record is from the annotation of a GenBank genome assembly.
GUGGCCCUCGAGGGUCGCGCCAUGGUCUUGGCCCACCUCCACAAAACGCGGUCCCUGGCUAACUUCGGGAAGGGCCACCUCUUCUUGGGUGACGCCAAGGCUAGCAUUUUGGCAGUCUCGAAGGGUCGCUCGCCAUCGAAGCUGAUGCGGAUAUGUCGGCAGAUCGCUGGCCUCAACCUAGCUUGUGGUAUGACUUUCCACUGGAGGUGGCUCCCGUCAGAGCACAAUCCCGCCGACCGCGGCUCAAGGCGCAAGGCAGGCGACUGGGCCGAGGCUUCCCUUCGACACCGAGAGCCCGAAGAGCCCUCGUGUCAUGCCCCCGCGCCGAGGCAUGCUCCCGUGGGCGGCGACAGCUGCGGCCACCGUGACCGACGAGUCCGAGCCUUCGCAGCCCGCCUCGGGCGCGCCCGUGGCGCCGAGGUCAGCUCCGCUUUGGGCGGCUUCGCCCUCGCCGACACCGGCGCCGACGCUUCGGAGGACUUGCCGGAAGCGUCCUGCGAGCUGCCCGGGCCCCCGGCCCCGCGAGGCCGACCUCCGCGCCGCGAGGGCCGCCCGCCGUCGGAGGGGCAGGAGCCCACCUUCGACGAGAACGGCCUGACGCUGCUCGAGAGACGAACGGUUCAGCGCCCACAGGAGGCGAGGUACAAGCACUCGGUGACGAUGUUUACCCAGUGGUGCCUGACCGAAGGCCUCCCGACGCACGCGACCUGCCAGCUCGACCAGGUGGUGGUGGCGUACUUCACCGACCAUUUCUUCGCGGGCAUGUCGAGCUCAGCGGGCUCGUUCUUGCUGGCGGCGCUGACGUACUGCCAACGGGGCCUGUCCGCCAUGGCGCCCGAGCUGCCGCGGGCGCGGCGAGCGCUGGCGGGCUUCUUGAAGGUAACCCCGAACCGCUCCCGCUGGCCUCUGCCCUGGCCGCUCGCGGCGCUGAUCGCGGUGAAGCUGUGCGAGAUGGAGCAGUGGCGAUCGGCGGCCGCGACCCUCCUGUGUUUCGUGUUCUACACGCGCCCCUCGGAGAUCCUGCGCCUGCGGGUGAAGGAUGCGGUGCCGAGGGCUCUGCAGCCGCUGCUCGACCUCAGGUACGCAAUCUGGGCCGCCCAGUUCUCCCAGGCCGCGGUCGAUGUGGGCCUCGGGGCGCUCGGCCCCCCCCCCGCGCUGCAUCAGCUGCGACACGGGGGGGCCGGCCAAGAGUUGGCUGAACGCGCCCGUCCACUGGCCGAGAUCAAGAAGAGGGGGCGCUGGGCAGCCGACAGCAGCGGGCGCCGCUACGAGAAGAGCGGGCCCCUCCCGACCCAGCUGCAGCGGGCCUCCGCCGACGCUCAGCGCAAGGCCCACGCCGCCGCCAGCAGCAUCGGCUCGAGGAUCUUGAAGCUGCCGUCCAA